AUGCAGUUGAAAGACCGUUGCUUAGUUGUUGUCGCACUAAUUACAGGGCGUAACUUUCCUAAUCGACCUAUUCAUCAUUUAGUAUGUGAGGCCAAAUUCAAUAAUGAAGUUUUGUCAACUGAUCCAGUUGAACAUAAUGAGGAACCCCAAUUUGAACAGGAACUUGCUUGGGAUUUAGAUAAAACAAGUUUAAAACAACACCGUUUACAACGGAGUGCAUUGAAAGUGACGGUAUCUGCUGUUGAUAGCCAAUCACCAGUUAAAGAACCAAUUGGAUUUUUCAUGUUAGAUUUACGUUCAUGUUCUACCGAAAAAGUCUACAAAUGGUAUCGAAUUCUGCAUAGUAAAUAUAAAGGCAGUCCAGCUGUAUUUGCUUCAAUUUAUUUAGAUAUUGAAGGACAAGAACUUGUAGCAAAUCCAAAAAUGAAAACAGGUUUGGCGAUGAGCCUAUCAGAAGCUGAUUUAAUACCUCGUGUUUAUAAUUCAGAAGAAGACAAUCAACACUUUUCACUACCUACAACAAUGACAAAUAUACAACCAACAAAUAUCACUUGGUAUACAAUCGGUCCAAGGCGUUUAGCAAAAGAAUAUUUUAUGUUAACUUUUCAAUUUGAAGAAGCUUUUAAAUUAGAAUCAUUAAUUCCAAUUGAACAAAGUUUAUGUUCAGGUGAACAUAUUGGUGGAUUUCAUUUUACAUGUGAAUUAUUUGGUAUUUCAAUUUAUUCUAAUCAAUUCAGUCAAUUAAUGCAAGUGAAAUUCAGUCCAACCGAACAAACUUUCUAUAUUAAAUCAACAGUUGACAUUCUGCGUAUUUAUUUUGUGCAUAUUACUCCAUUAAUGAUCAAAUUUUGUUUUGGGAAUCAUGUAUUAGCACAUACAACAGUUCCAAUAGAACAACUUAUACCGUUGAAUGAUCAUGUACUACAGAAUACUGCUGUAUUAAAUAGAAGUUUUGAUCUUAUCUCCGAAGAAUCUAGUCAACAGUCAACAGAAUAUCAAAUUAAGCAUACUGAAGAUAAACCACGUGUCAAUAUAAACAUAACACUUCGACGAUAUCCUGAUACAAAUACAACACAACGAUCGACCAUGACAACUAAUAUUAAUAGUAACAGAAGACUGCGCAAUAUAACUGAUUCAUUAAAUCAUAUUUCUUCACUGAAUCUCGAUCCAUAUGCAGAUGUAAAUACAAUGAAUUCGAAUGUAAAUGAAAAUUAUGAUAAGUCUGUUACUUCGUUACCGGAGGGAAGAACACUUAAACAAUGCAGUAGAACAAUUGAACGUGAUGACUCUAUAUGUCCAUCAAAACUACUGAACUUUUCUCAGUCAGUGGAUGGUACACCAAAGUGGCGUCGUUAUUGUUACACUAUUGAAUUAAGAAGUGUAAAAAAUAUUCAGGGUUUCGAUCAUGAGUUGCAGCUUUACGCCAGAUAUGUAUAUCCGUUGUUCGGAAGUGGAGCUCCAGUUAUGACACUUCCACCAAUUGCCAUAGCCAGACAUCAAGAGGUUAUUUUACCACAUGGAUUUUGUGCUUUCGAGUUUGCUGCAUCACCUGAAGAAUUGAAAACUCGUCUUAAUGACAAUCCAUUGAAAGUGGAAUUUUUCGAUCGAUCACAAGGUACUUUAGCAACAGAUUCCUUUAUUGGAUAUGCCCUUAUACCAUUAGUAUCAGUCUUUGAAUCACCAAUUGUAAAAGCCACAAAAGAAUCGUCUACUUUAGUCAGACGUAUAAAUGAUAAUGUUGACAUGUUAGCUGAACAAAGCAAUAUAAAUGAAUUAAAAGCUAUUGGACAACUUGUUUAUUCUCUACAGUUAGAAGAUUUCGGUACACAUACUGUAGAUAGUAAUACAUCUACAUUAGAUAUGACAAAUGGAUUAGUUCAUCAAAUAAAUGAUGAAAUCAAGUCUGAACCUUCAGAUAUACGAUCAACUCGUGAAUAUCAAGUGGCUGUUGAGCUAGAACUGUGGCGUGCAGCAGAAGAAGCCAAAUUCACUGCUCAAUUAAAGAAACGAGAACAGACACUGAUGGCUACACUUGCUGAAGAAUGGCAUAAAAGAGAUAGUCAACGCGAAAUUAUAUAUCGUAAAAAGCUUUCUGAAUAUCAAGCUUUAGAGGAAAAAUUGCGCAAUACACUCAUUGAACUUGCUACUAGAGAGCGUCAGCUAAUCGCGGGUGAGGCAGAACUGGUACGCCUGAAACAAGAAAAUGCAAGGGAAUUGGAAGUUAGACGUAAAGAAUUGAAUCAACAGUCUCAAGUUCAAAUUCGUGAUUUAGAGAGUCAGAUGAAAUUGGAGAGAAAAAACUCUGAACAUUGGAAGUCACAAAUUGUUGAAUGGCGAAGUAAGUAUGCUUCUCUAGAGGAAGAAAAUAACAGUUUACGAAAUGAAAUAAACGGUAGAUUGAAGAAGUCGAUAGAUAACAAAGUGUCUGGAGAAACUCCCUCAAUAAACAAUGAAGUGGCCCGACUGACUGCAGAGUUAGCAGUUGCUCGGGCUACACUAUCCGAAACAGAAUGCCGUUUAGUCGAAGUAGAACGUGGCCGAGCAAGGUAUCGUCAGUUAUGGAUGAAAUCUCUGCAUGAACUAGCCAAAGUGAAACAAGAAGCAGAUGAAGCUACUCGAAUUUCACUGGCACAAAAAGAGGCAGAACUUGAACAACUUAAGUCUUACUAUUUGAAUGUCGACGACAAGCGACCGAGUGGUCAGGAUUUAAAAGAAGCGACAGACGGUAACUUGGAACGAUCCAAAAAGCAGGAUGAAAUGACAUCUCAAAUAAAUGAUUCUGAUGCAAAGCCUGUAAUGGACGAGAAAGUUGAAGCACAGAUUACUCGGCUCAUUGAAGAACGUGAUGGCCUACUAAAUACUGGUGUUUACGAGAACAGCGAUUCCUUAAUUGUUGACCUCGACCGGCAAAUCAGAUACUUUCUGGAGAAAGCAUAA
This is a messenger RNA of Schistosoma rodhaini, 2937 nucleotides long. Lineage: Eukaryota; Metazoa; Platyhelminthes; Trematoda; Strigeidida; Schistosomatidae. The record is from the annotation of a GenBank genome assembly.